Drosophila innubila is the source of this 1584-nucleotide messenger RNA. It is a transcript of the gene Kyat, whose product is annotated as kynurenine--oxoglutarate transaminase 3. Gene Ontology annotation, molecular function: pyridoxal phosphate binding; L-kynurenine:2-oxoglutarate transaminase activity. Lineage: Eukaryota; Metazoa; Arthropoda; Insecta; Diptera; Drosophilidae. Gene Ontology annotation, biological process: biosynthetic process. The record is from RefSeq and is a predicted model, not a curated record. Bases 143 to 1519 code for a protein of 458 amino acids. The transcript has 4 exons. Gene Ontology annotation, cellular component: cytoplasm; mitochondrion.
CGGCUAUAUUUCAAUAGUUCCAAUUAUGCAACGUCACGCAGCUGCAAAUUUCCAGAAGAAUUUCAGAACUUAAACCCAAUCCUUAAUAAACCGAUUGCAUUUAUACAUUUGUGAUAGCACACACACCAAGACAAAUACACGCAUGAUGCUCAAGACCUGCCGAAGUGUGUGUUCCUUACAGCAACGCUUUAGUUGCCUAUUAACCUCGCCGAGUCGACAGCAACAAUAUAAUCGUACACUGAUAGCAGCUUUCAGCACCAAGGGCAUGGAUAAGUUUGAUUUGCCGAAACGCCUUCAAGGCAGUACACCCAGCGUGUGGAAUGAAUAUAUUGCUUUAGCCAUGCAGUACAAGCCACUGAAUCUGGGCCAAGGAUUUCCGGAUGAUGCUGCACCCGAAUAUGUGACCAAUUCACUUGCGGACAUUGCCAAGGACGAGAAUCCCCUUUUGCACCAGUACACCCGAGGCAAUGGUCAUGUUCGCUUGGUACAGGCUCUGUCGAAACUCUAUAGCGGUCUCAUUGGACGUGAGGUGAAUCCGCUGACGGAUAUACUGGUUACAUCUGGUGCCUAUGAGGCCCUCUACUCCACCAUAAUGGGGCAUGUGGAUGUUGGUGAUGAGGUCAUCAUUAUUGAACCUUUCUUCGACUGCUAUGAGCCGAUGGUUAAAAUGGCAAACGGUAUUCCGCGAUUUAUUCCAUUGAAAUUGAGCGAGAAGGAUGGUCCCAUCAGCUCUGCCGACUGGGUUCUGGACGAAGCGGAACUGGAGAAGCUGUUCAAUGAGAAAACGAAAAUGAUCAUACUGAACACUCCACAUAAUCCAACUGGUAAGGUCUUCCAUCGGAAAGAGCUGGAACUAAUUGCCGAUUUGUGCCGAAAGUGGAACGUGCUCUGUGUUUCGGAUGAGGUCUACGAAUGGCUCGUUUUCGAUGGUGUUGAGCACAUUCGUAUCUGCACCCUUCCUGGUAUGUGGGAUCGGACUAUUACCAUUGGCUCGGCGGGCAAGACCUUUUCGGUGACGGGCUGGAAAAUCGGAUGGGCCUAUGGGCCACAGCAGCUGAUUAGAAACUUACAAAUGGUUCAUCAGAAUUGUGUGUACACCUGCCCGACGCCAAUGCAGGAGGGUGUGGCCAGAAGCUUUGAGGUGGAACUUGCUCGACUCGGUAAACCGGAGAGCUACUUCCUCAGCUUGCCGCGCGAGCUGCAGCCAAAAAGGGAUUUCAUGGCCAAGUUCCUCAGUGAAGCAGGUAUGCGACCCACAAUACCAGAAGGUGGUUACUUCAUGGUAGCCGAUUGGACGCCACUGGAAGCAAAGCUGAACCUGGAGUCGGAGCCAGACAAAUACCGUGACUACAAGUUCACCAAAUGGAUGACAAAGAACAUGGGAUUGCAAGGAAUACCGCCCAGCGCCUUCUACAGUGAGCCCAACAAACACUUGGGAGAGGAUUUUGUGCGUUACUGCUUUAUCAAAAAGCAGGAAAAUCUAAAUAAGGCAGCUGAGCUGCUCAAGAACUGGAAAUAGAGUGUUUUCUUUGUAUAUUCGCAUUUACUUGUAACGCCAAUAAACGAAUUUGUUUGAAUUUGAAA